This is a messenger RNA of Onthophagus taurus, 1357 nucleotides long. RefSeq lists its product as uncharacterized. The record is from RefSeq and is a predicted model, not a curated record. Lineage: Eukaryota; Metazoa; Arthropoda; Insecta; Coleoptera; Scarabaeidae.
CAAAGUACAUCAAAAAAGACUACAAAAAAAAAGUUGUAAGUUGCGAAUUUCGGUUAAAUUUUCCACAUAGCAUGGACGAAUCUCAUAUUUCCAAAUUUAAUAAAUCGUUUGCAAGAUCUGAACCUAAUCUUCCCCGUUGUAGGCAAAUAAACGUAACGGAAUAUUUCGGUAAUAUUAGCAAUAAUCAUUCGUUGAUAAGACAUUAUAGCUUUAAAGAAUUGCGUGGGGAAUUGGAAGAAUCCUCACAAUUUUUUGCUACAAAUGAUAGCCAUUAUGAGUAUGGAUUAGGCUCAAAUACACCUCAAAUUGAUUAUCAUUUACAUCAAUUUUAUAACAAUGAUUAUUGCUUUGAAGAAACCUUAAAAAAGGAUUUUAACGAUAGUCCUAUGGAUAUUGAUCAAUCCCAAGAGUGUGUGGAUGUAUUGUUAAAAGAAAAUUGUUCCUACAAAACUAAACUGAAUACAAAACCAAUAAAUGAUUUAAACGAGAAAGUUGAAGAAAUAGAGAGUGUUCAAACUAUUGAGAAAAUGACGAAAAAUGAAUCAAAUAAACAAAGUGGGAUGGGUUGGGGUAACAUUAUUUUAAUUUUUGUUGUAGGUGUAUCUCUAAGUUUAGGAUUUUUAAUUUAUACCGAUGUUAAUUUAAUUGACAUUCAAUUGAAUGAUAUUGAGAAUGACCUAAAAUUGAAUAUUUUUAAUCAAAAUCAUAUUAUAGACCGUAUAGUUUUUAAUUUAAACAAAAUUCAUACAAACACAGAAUUUAAGAGGCUUUUAAUUUUAGUGGGUAGCACUGGAGUUGGAAAAACAUUAAUUUUAAAUCGCUUAAAAAUGUUUUACCCUGCAAAGCUGAUUGUUUCUUUAAAUUAUAAUGUAAACAAAGAGAUUAUUGAACAAAAAUCCGAUAUUUUCUUCACAAAUAAAUGCUUCAUUUUAUUAAUCGAUGAUUUAAAAAUAAAUCAACUGGAAAUUAUUGAAAAUUUUACCAAAAAUUUACAAUCUCAAUGUGUGUUCAUGAUUUUAGCUUUUAACGUGCAAGAUACUAAUAAUGAUUUAACACACAUCAUUCGUCACGAACAUUUUAAAGAAAUCUCUCAAUUUUUUAUGCAAAGAAAUUCGAUUUCUGAGACGUUAAUGCUCAAUACUAUGAAUAAAAGAAAUUUAGAAAAUUUUAUUAUUGAUAUUGUUAAGAAAAGGGGGAUGAAUCCUGAUAAACACAUUAAUUUUAUUCAAAAUUUAGUUAAAAAUCAUGAUGUUGAUAAGCAUGGAUUUAAAGGAAUUGUACCAAAGAUAAACCUUAUAGAAUAAUUUAAUGAUAUAAGAAUUUUUUUACAUUUAAUAAAUAAACUUUUUUGCGAUUU